Messenger RNA from Fopius arisanus, 6492 nucleotides. RefSeq names its product probable multidrug resistance-associated protein lethal(2)03659. The transcript is spliced from 5 exons. The record is from RefSeq and is a predicted model, not a curated record. Gene Ontology annotation, molecular function: ABC-type transporter activity; ATP hydrolysis activity; ATP binding. Gene Ontology annotation, cellular component: membrane. The coding region runs from base 790 to 4818 and encodes 1342 amino acids. NCBI's taxonomy places the organism in Eukaryota, Metazoa, Arthropoda, Insecta, Hymenoptera, Braconidae. Gene Ontology annotation, biological process: transmembrane transport.
AGCAAUUCAUCACUCGUAAUACAUGCAUUAACUCUUUGUACCCACACCUCAAUUACAUAAAACAACGGUAUGGCAACACAAUCCAAUCACAAUAAAAAACGUGCGUACGUAGCAAAUUACAAAGUAUCAACAGACAUCUUCCAAACAAACGUACAACCGACGUGUCAUUAAAAAAAUUCCGAAUGACUGAAAAAUCAAUGAACAAAAAAAAAUACGCAUUGACAAAAAUGCAUCCUAAACAGAGACUGCUGGAUUUUCUGAAAGCUGAAAAAUUAUUGACCACCAGGUUCCAUUUUUAUUUCAUUAUGACAAGUGCGAAAACGAGGGAUUCAGUUGAAAAAAUUGACGUUAACCUCACGAUCGAUAUAUCGUUAAUUAAUUCAUGAAGUGAUGAGUUGCUUAAACAGCUGUGGGUGGGGGGUGAGAGAGGGUUAUGAUGAAAAAUAGAAACCGGUCUUGGUGUUUCCGGUGUAAUGACUGGUGCACAACAGUCAAAUCCCAGUAGCACAUACAAUUCACACAAGGAAACAACGAUCACGUGUCUGUGAAUCGAGUUAACUAAAAAGCCACAACCGUCAGUUGAACAAUAACGCAUCACAGAGUCGUAUGAGGCAUUGAGGGGUUGCAGCAGAUAAACGUCAGACAUUUGAUUAUCCAUUGACACUAUUGCCUAUUACCUAUCGAUAUUCAUGAAUGAACUUCGAUAUUUCAGUCGACUAUUUCCUCAUAUGCUCGUUGUUAUCUUCGUGUGGUUUUAAUAAUUGGAAUAAUAAUUAUUCCGAUUGAAUUAUGGAUGGAAAGGACGCUACGGAGAAGAGAAGAAAUCCGAGGGAGAAGGCCAAUCCAUUGAGUGCUCUUACGUUUGCGUGGAUAUUAAAAACAUUUUACGUGGGUUACAAGCGGGACCUUGAGAUCGAUGAUCUCACGGAGCCAUUGAAAGAGCACAAAAGUAGUUACUUGGGUGAUAAAAUAUCCGCAGCAUGGGAGACAGAAUUAAAUCGUUUCAAUCAACAACAGGAGAAAGCAAAACAAAAAGGAAAAAAAUCAAAUGACAAGAAGAAAACACCGAGUUUAAAUCGGGUCUUGAUUAAAGUGUUUGGAUUGAAAGUUGCGCUCUAUGGUGUUGCCUUGGCGAUUAUGGAAAUAGUCCUGAGGGUUCUCCAGCCACUCGCCCUGGGUAGACUCCUGAGGUACUACUCAACGGACAACGUGACAAAAACAGAAGCUUAUCUCUACGCGAGUGGAGUAAUUCUCUGUUCAGCAGUGAAUAUAUUCGUGGUGCAUCCGUACAUGAUGGCAAUUCUCCACAUGGGUAUGAAGAUGCGAGUGGCGUGCUGCUCCCUGAUCUACAGAAAAGCUCUGAAGCUCUCGAGAACAGCCUUGGGAGAGACAACGGUUGGUCAAGCGGUGAAUCUUCUGUCAAACGACGUCAACAGGUUCGACGUGGCAAUAAUCUUCUUGCACUAUCUCUGGAUUGGACCCCUGGAGACCGCCAUAAUCACGUACUUCAUGUACCAAGAGGUCAACAUCUCAGCGGUAAUUGGUGUUGCGUCUUUACUCAUGUUCAUUCCCCUUCAGGGAUGGUUGGGAAAGAAAUCCUCAGUCCUCCGUUUGCGCACAGCCAUCAGAACAGACGAGCGUGUUCGUCUGACGAAUGAAAUCAUCUCUGGAAUCCAAGCCAUUAAAAUGUACACCUGGGAGCAUCCAUUCAGUGCCUUAAUCGAAAAUGCCAGAAAACGAGAGAUCAAAGUCAUUCGAGCAACUUCAUAUAUCAGAGGAGUCGUCAUGUCCUUCAUCAUCUUCACUACGAGAUCGUCACUCUUCUUGACGAUCUUAUCGUACAUUCUUCUCAGUCCUGACAAUCAGAUCAACGCCGAGAAAAUCUUCAUGAUCACUGCUUACUACAAUAUAUUGAGACAAACUAUGACUGUGUUCUUUCCACAGGGAAUAACACAGAUGGCUGAGGCUGCUGUAUCCAUAAGACGUCUCCAGGAGUUCCUCAUGUAUGAUGAAGUCUCUACUUAUAAGACUGAACAGGAUAAAGAUAUUUUUGAAAAUUAUACACCAUCGAAACAAGCGAAUGGUACCGUCGACACUAAAAUUGAUGACGAGAAGAUGGGAUCGAUCGUUCUGCAAAAUGUGAGUGCAAGGUGGGCAGGGAGUGAACAUGACGACACAUUAGAAGAUAUAAAUAUCGAUAUUCAGCCAGGUAGAUUGGUUGCUGUGGUUGGACAAGUGGGCGCUGGUAAAUCGUCUCUUCUGAAUGUUAUCCUGAAGGAAUUGAAUAUCAGUAAAGGAAGCAUAGAUGUUCAGGGGAGCAUGGCGUAUGCCAGCCAGGAGCCAUGGCUCUUUGCUGGAUCUGUCAGGACGAAUAUACUUUUUGGCAGGAAGAUGGAGCAGAAGCGGUACGAUCAAGUGGUCAAGGUUUGCCAAUUGAAGAGGGACUUUUCAUUACUCCCUUACGGUGAUAAAACGAUUGUGGGUGAGCGAGGAAUUAGUUUGUCCGGUGGUCAGAGAGCUAGAAUCAAUCUGGCUAGAGCAGUUUAUGCUAAUGCACCGAUUUAUCUGUUCGAUGAUCCUCUCAGUGCUGUCGAUGCUCAUGUGGGUAAACACAUGUUUGAAGAGUGCAUUGAAAAAUAUUUACGAGGAAAAACGAGAAUUCUGGUGACACAUCAAAUUCAAUUCCUCAGAAAUGUCGAGAAGAUAUACGUUAUGAGGGAUGGAAGGAUCGAGGCUGAAGGAACGUACGACGAAUUGGGUGUUCGUGGUAUUGAUUUUGGACGAUUGCUGGAGAAUCCUGCUCCUCAGACUGAGGAGAGUACAUCAGCGACAGCAAGCAGAAGUACAUCCAGACGUACCAGUGUUACUUCUACAUCAUCAGUACUGACGAAUGAUAAUUCAAGGACACAAGCUGAGCCUGAUGAGAUCGCUGAGAUGAGAACAAAGGGCAGUAUUGGAGGACACAUCUAUGCAUCUUAUUUCACAGCUGGUGGAAACUGGUUCAUUGCCAUGAUAAUAUUUAUUCUGUGUGCUGGGGCACAAUUGGCUGCCAGUGGUGGUGAUUAUUUCAUCGCUUUCUGGGUGAAUCUCGAGGAGGAAGAUCAGAAAUACAGAAGCUCGAAUGAGACUAUCUUGACUAAGAACGAAGCAGGAACAAAUUCAACUGAAUUCAGUGGUUAUGAGAGAAUUUUUCAAAGGGACACGUGCGUCUAUAUAUUCUCAGGACUGACUGUUGCGACGAUAACAAUAACUCUUGUUCGAUCAUUCGCCUUCUUCGAGUAUUGCAUGAAGGCCUCGCAGAAGCUGCACGAUAAAAUGUUCAGGAGCAUCAGUAGAGCCACUAUGAGAUUUUUUAAUACGAAUACCUCCGGCAGAGUUUUGAAUCGUUUCUCCAAGGACAUGGGGGCAAUUGAUGAAUUAUUACCAAUGGCGUUAAUCGAUUGUGUACAGAUUGGACUGGCUCUUCUGGGAAUUGUUGUGGUUGUUGGAGUGGCUAAUCCUUGGCUCAUGAUUCCCACUGCGAUUAUUGGAGUUAUUUUCUAUUUUUUGAGGGUGAUCUAUUUAGGGACCAGUAGAAGUGUUAAAAGACUCGAGGGAAUCACUAGGUCUCCGGUGUUCAGUCAUCUCAAUGCAACUCUUCAGGGACUGGCAACCAUCAGAGCAUUUGAAGCUGAAACUGUUCUCACGAAAGAGUUUGAUCAUCAUCAGGAUCUCCAUUCCUCUGCAUGGUACAUGUUCAUCGCCUCCUCCAGGGCUUUUGGAUUCUGGCUGGAUAUAUUCUGUCUCAUUUAUAUUGCACUGGUGACCUUGAGCUUUUUGGUACUGCCUGAUAGCGCUGAUAACACUGAGGGGGGAAAUGUGGGGCUGGCAAUCACCCAGAGCAUUGGAUUAACUGGAAUGUUUCAGUGGGGAAUGAGGCAGAGUGCUGAAUUGGAAAAUCAAAUGACUUCCGUUGAGAGAGUGCUGGAGUACACGAAUUUAGAGAGUGAACCUGCGUUGGAGAGCAUUCCUGAUAAAAAACCGGAUGAGAAUUGGCCACAGGAGGGAAAGAUUCACUUUAGAAAUGUUUAUCUUUCUUAUGCACCUGGAGAGCCACCAGUACUUAAAAAUCUCAAUUUUGAAAUCAAGAAGAAGGAGAAAGUGGGAAUUGUGGGGAGAACUGGCGCUGGAAAGUCAUCCCUCAUUUCUGCAUUAUUCAGGCUGGCGGAUAUCGAGGGAGGAAUUAUUAUUGAUGGAGUGGAGACAUCGGAAAUUGGCCUUCACGAUCUUAGAUCGAAGAUCAGUAUAAUUCCUCAGGAGCCCUUCUUGUUCUCAGGUACUUUGAGGAGAAAUCUUGAUCCUUUUGAUAUGUAUUCUGAUAAUUUACUCUGGGCUGCCCUUGAGGAUGUCGAAUUGAAGGAGAUGGGACUGACAGCUCAUAUCAACGAAGGUGGAAGCAAUCUGAGUGUUGGACAGAGACAGCUGGUCUGUCUCGCUCGUGCUAUUGUGAAGAAUAAUCGAAUUUUGGUGCUUGAUGAGGCAACGGCUAAUGUAGAUCCUCGGACUGAUGAGUUGAUUCAGAAGACUAUUAGGAGUAAAUUUGCCGAGUGCACUGUACUCACCAUUGCUCACCGGCUCAACACUGUGAUGGAUAGCGAUAGAAUUUUGUUGAUGGAUGCUGGACAAGUUAUGGAAUUUGAUCAUCCUCAUAUUCUUCUACAAAAUGAAACUGGUUAUUUAUCGAGUAUGGUUAAAGAAACUGGAAAAAUGAUGGAGGAUAUUUUGACAGGCAUUGCCAAACAGAAUUAUGAGAAUCGCCAACCAGCCACAUCGCUGUAAUUUCCGAGGGAAAGACGUAUUUUUCAAAAUCAUAGCUGAUUAUGUUAUUUCUGUUGCCUCUGAGCGUGAGUGCCUUAGAAAGCGCCUUAACAUUAAUAGCGAUCGAUUAUUUGCAGACAUUGAUUAUCGUUAUCAAGGUAAACGUGCCGUUUUAUCGAUUGGGGAUAGCCGAUAUUCUCUCUGCGGUCUUUAUCGUCAAUUGUCGAGUGAUAUUAACGCACAUUGUCAAAACAACAGACGACCCGGACAGAUAACGCAACCUGAGAAUGAGGUAAUCACGGAAAGCAAAAAAAAAAACAUGCAGUAUUAUUUUAUUUAAUCUUUCGAAAUGUGAAUGGAGCUGAUGUCGGUCAAUCAUUUUUUCGUUUCUCAAAUUUUGAGGAUGGAGGAUAAGAGAGCAAGUCGAACGUUCGAGAUUAUUCUUCAAAGUAUUUUUAUUGUUAUCAUUCCAAAUAAUUUGUCGAAUUCUGUAGCGAAAUCGCUGCAAGAGAUAAAAAAAGAUUGAAUUUUUUCAUCUAAUGUUAAUGUAAUAUUUUAAUUUUUAUGUAUUGUAAUUGUUCCAAUGUAAUUGGUUUCAUUAUUUGAAUCGUACUUUGUUGUCACUCUCCAUCUGCAAGAAUUUGAGAUGUUCACUCAAAAAAGUACUUAAAAACAAAAAAUCAAUUAGUUUGGCUGGAACUCCUCCUUUGAGUGCUUUAGACACUUGGAGACAAGUCUUACUAGACAAAAGCCUUCCAACUUUAUCUACUUAAUCAACUGUCAAUGUUACUCACUUAAUUUUCAAAACGUCUCCGACGAGUCGGAAGAACCGGAAGACGUUGGGGCAAUAUUCAUGGAGAUCACGUAUUAAACAUUUUGUUCAGUUAUUUUCUAUAGGAAUUCUGCCUGCUGAGGGGUCAAUAAAACGCUAGAUUAUUCCUGAAGAAAGUUUUACCAGAACAAUGAAGAAUAAAUCGUAAAGCUCCAGUGCUACCCCUUUUUUUCAUGUUUGUUCAUUUAAUGAAACAAUUUCCGCUGGAUUUGUAAUUUUCCAUGGACCUCUUGUUCAAGUUCUUCACACGACUAGAGUAAUUAUCGAGAAAUUGUUGAUGCAUGAGUUUAUUACGGAGAAUCAAAGGAAAUGAAAAUUGUAACAGUCGAACCCAUCGUUACUUACAUAACGUGUACAUAAAAAUUUUUUCGAUACAUCAUGUAAAGUAUUUUAUAGAGAUUUUAUUGAAAAGCAAUACUGCAUAAGUGGAGGUCUAUUUUUCUAUGCUUAAUUUUUACUCCAGUCUGUCAUUUUAAAUGAGUAAAUUGAUGUCCAUUGCGCUGCCAUUUCUAUUGUCAAUAUUGAGAGUUAAUUAACGUAUUGGUGCUAUUUUGUAAUGAAAAUAAUGUCACGACCAGUGGCCGACGAAAUGGGAAAGCACAUUGGGAUACUUCGUACAACUUUCUGUGAUCCUGUUAUACAACGCCCAUUCGCUUCAUAAUAAUCGCCAAAGUUGCAUAGUGUGCUACCAUGUUUAUGUCAAUAUAUUGUAAUAUUAAUUUAUGAUUAGGAAUCACUGUAAUAAUUAUGAUUGCAUGUUUUGCAAGAAGUGAAGUGUAAAAAUGUAAUUUUUUUAUGAGAAAUAUUGAUUGUUCAUUGUAGGAGUAUUAAAUAAAUAACUUCAAUUGAUUGAUUUGCAUUUA